AUGAAAAUUGAGAAAUGGGUGAAAAAUGAAAUAAAUAAAAGGUGGAAUGAAGCUUCAGGAUUAAGAUACUCCAAAAUGAUGAUGAAGGAACCGAAUACGCGUAGAGCCAAAUCUCUCUUAAACCUAAGUAGAAACGAUUUAAGAGUUAUGAUGGGGGGUCUUAACAGGACACUGCUGCUUAUACAAACACUUGAAUUCAAUGCAAAGUACGCAAUUUAUAAAUUGGAGAUGGGGAAGCUCCACAUGGGGAGCUUCAAAUUAUGCUAA
This is a messenger RNA of Clunio marinus, 267 nucleotides long. Lineage: Eukaryota; Metazoa; Arthropoda; Insecta; Diptera; Chironomidae. The record is from the annotation of a GenBank genome assembly.